CAAGAUGUGGAGGGCUGCACUGACGGAAUCAGUAGCCACAGCCUGCCUGAUGUUCACUCUAACAUGUUCCAUCAUAUCCUGCCUCGACUCGGGCGAGGUCGACCCAAAGCUUCUAGUCCCAUUCGCAGUAUUCAUAGUAGCAUUCCUUUUCCUAAUCGUAACAGUUCCAUUAUCUGGUGGCCACAUGAGCCCAGUCUUCACCUUCAUAGCCGCCUUAAAGGGAGUCAUAACUCUUUCUCGGGCCUCCAUCUACGUCUUAGCCCAAUGCAUUGGGUCCAUCUUGGGCUUUCUUGUGAUAAGAAACGUUAUGAGCCCAAGCGAUGCAAGAAACUACUCUCUUGGUGGCUGCAGCGUAACCGGUCACGGUGGCGCGUCAGGGGUAAGCGCCGACACAGCUUUGGUAUUGGAAUUUGCUUGCACAUUUCUUGUGUUGUUCAUCGGCGUGACUGUGGCGUUUGACAAAAGACGGUGCAAGGAACUUGGGCUCGCUAUGGUUUGUGUCAUUGUGUCUGGGUCCAUGGGCCUUGCUGUUUUUGUGUCCAUUACUGUAACUGGACGACCAGGCUAUGCGGGUGUGGGCCUAAACCCAGCAAGGUGUUUGGGCCCAGCUUUAUGGUUUGGGGGUGGGUUGUGGGAUGGGCAUUGGGUUUUUUGGGUUGGACCCUUUAUAGCUUGCUCUUUGUAUUAUGUAUUGUCUGUGAACUUGCCCAAUGAGGGCUUGGUUUGGGUUGAAGGAGAGUACGAUUUUGUUAAUUUGACAGGGGCUUGGUUUGGUGGUGGGAGUGGUCGUUUUCCUAAUCUUGAAAGCCAAAAAUAA
Humulus lupulus (European hop) is the source of this 817-nucleotide messenger RNA. RefSeq names its product probable aquaporin PIP2-8. NCBI's taxonomy places the organism in Eukaryota, Viridiplantae, Streptophyta, Magnoliopsida, Rosales, Cannabaceae. Bases 5 to 817 code for a protein of 270 amino acids. The record is from RefSeq and is a predicted model, not a curated record. Gene Ontology annotation, molecular function: channel activity. Gene Ontology annotation, biological process: transmembrane transport. Gene Ontology annotation, cellular component: membrane. The transcript has a single exon.